Molecule: messenger RNA, 1561 nt
Organism: Dendrobium catenatum
Lineage: Eukaryota; Viridiplantae; Streptophyta; Magnoliopsida; Asparagales; Orchidaceae
Product: serine carboxypeptidase-like 26
Exons: 10
Coding region: 109-1518 (469 amino acids)
Biological process (GO): proteolysis
Cellular component (GO): vacuole
Molecular function (GO): serine-type carboxypeptidase activity
Source: RefSeq, a predicted model, not a curated record
AAAGCAAAAGCCACAAAGUAGCCUUUAAAGUCAGGGGCUGGUGCACUUGCUAAUAUUCUAUUUGUUCCUCUUCUCAAAUAAUUCUCUACUUUUCUCUUGUUUCAUCCUAUGAGAAUGAACUUCAUUAAAUCUGCCAUGAAACCUUGUUCACAUUUCUCCACGGCCAUCAUAAUUCUUCUUUCUCUCUUCUUUAUUCCAAGCAGCAAAGCUCUGCAAGGAAGAACAGAAGAUAAAGUUUCAGAUUCACAAGACUCUGAUAGAGUGUUAGAACUCCCUGGCCAGCCUCAAAAUUUAUUAAUUUCUCAGUACUCUGGUCAUAUUACAGUCAACAUUGAAAGAGGAAGAGCUCUCUUCUACUGGUUCUUUGAAGCAGAAACACAGCCAUCAAAGAAGCCCCUCCUCCUCUGGCUCAAUGGAGGACCUGGGUGUUCAUCUAUUGGCUAUGGAGCAGUAGUGGAGCUGGGUCCUUUGAGAAUCAAGAGACAUGGAGCAGGGCUUGAGUUCAAUAAAUAUGCUUGGAAUAAAGAAGCAAAUUUGUUAUUUUUGGAAUCUCCAGUUGGGGUUGGAUUCUCCUACAGCAAUUCAUCUUCUGACUUCAGUAGACUGGAAGAUGGAUUUGUUGCUGAAGAUGCUUACAACUUCUUAGUAAACUGGAUGAGAAGAUUUCCACAGUAUCAGUCCCAUGAUUUUUACAUAGCUGGAGAGAGUUAUGCAGGACAUUAUGUACCUCAACUUGCCGAGGUUAUCUAUGAACACAACAAGGAUCCAAAGAGCUUUCCUCAUAUUAACCUCAAAGGCUUCAUGGUUGGGAACCCUGAGACUGACAAUUAUUAUGACUCCAAAGGAUUGUUGGAGUAUGCAUGGAGUCACAGUGUGAUAUCAGACCAAGCAUAUGCUACUGUUAACAAGGCUUGCAACUGGUCUGAUAUCAAUGAGAUUGACAUCUACAAUAUCUAUGCACCAAUGUGCAUAGCUGUUGAAAACUCAUCAUUAAAUGAUGAUUAUAAACUAAAUUUUCAAGAUAAGAUGAAUUUUAGGAAGAGGAUAAGGAUUCCAUCAGGAUAUGAUCCAUGUUUCUCAAACUAUGUGGAGAAGUACUUUAACAGGGCUGAUGUGAAGAGAUCACUGCAUGUUACAAGGAAAGCUAAUUUAAAAUGGAAGGUUUGCAAUGAUUCCAUUCUGAAUAUCUAUAACUUCACUGUCUUCUCUGUUCUUCCUAUCUACUCCAAACUUAUCAAGGCUGGAUUAAGAAUAUGGAUAUACAGUGGAGACACAGAUGGCAGAGUUCCAGUUAUUGGCUCCAGGUACUGUGUUGAGUCUCUAGGCUUGCCUCUCCUUUCCAACUGGCAGAUAUGGUACCAUAACAAACAGGUUGGUGGAAGAUUUGUGGAGUACCAAGGUCUGACAAUGGUGACAAUUAGGGGAGCAGGCCAUCUUGUGCCACUGAACAAGCCUAAGGAGGCUCUGAUGCUUCUCAAGUCUUUCCUUCUUGGCCAAAGCUUGCCAAUUCAAAGGUGAUAAUGAUUACUGUGAUGCCAUCAAGCCAAGCUCAUGCUCAUAC